AUGGGUAAGAGGUGGGCAGAGAUCGCAAGGAGACUCAAAGGCCGCAGUGACAACGCAGUGAAGAACUGGUGGAACGGCGGCCAGAACCGCAGGAAGCGCAACCCAGAACGCCCUGACCAGCGACCCCGCGAGUAUUCUCAAACGUCAGAGCACUACCAGUACCCCUUGGCACCUCAGCAUAUGCAGCACCACGACGACCAGCAUGAUUGCGAAUCUCGUCGUCCUUCACUAAAUCCUCACAUGCACGCAUCGUAUGGCGUCAAGCUUCCUCAGCCCCAGCGUUUCGAGCCAUACCCUGGAUCACGACCACAGGCACUGGAACUCUACGGACACUCUGCCGGUGUACGAGCACGCGGCUUCGAGACCCCCAUGCCCUCACCUUCAGGCUAUUCAUCUGUCUCGGCCGACGGUGCGCCUUCCUUGAUCACAGAUACUGGCUCUGAGAGGUCACCGCGUGGUGCUGCAUCGCCACUAGACAUUACUCUCGCCCCUCUCGUUGGUAACAGGGAUGAGCGCAAAAACUCGAGCACACGUUACCUCCCCUCUACUGGCUUCGUCGUCGAGGACGACGUACAUCCUGCGGCGUAUGACCCCUACAGGCGCCGAGAUUCCCUACAAUUGCCUCCCCUCCACCGUGAGGCUCAAGCACCUGCACAGGCUUUCAAAGGUCUCCAGCACGCACAGCACCACCAACAGCCUCUGCUCGCACAGCCUGCACCGCAGCACGUUCACCACCACUCGCUGCCUCGAUCAUCAUCCUUCAGCGUUCCCCAACACGCACUUCCAGGCUUUCACUCUCUGACCGAGCCUGUGCUGCCUCUGCCUUCUUCACCAUCCGCAGCGUGGCAGUUUCCUUCGCCAUACGCGCGCUCUGCUGAAGCUUCGAGCGCACCGCUCUCACCCAAGGACAAGAUGAGUCUCAAGAACAUCAUGUAG
This is a messenger RNA of Ascochyta rabiei, 936 nucleotides long. RefSeq lists its product as uncharacterized. The coding region runs from base 1 to 936 and encodes 311 amino acids. Lineage: Eukaryota; Fungi; Ascomycota; Dothideomycetes; Pleosporales; Didymellaceae. The transcript has a single exon. The record is from RefSeq and is a predicted model, not a curated record.